Messenger RNA from Cryphonectria parasitica EP155, 1075 nucleotides. RefSeq names its product acid phosphatase/Vanadium-dependent haloperoxidase. The record is from RefSeq and is a predicted model, not a curated record. Gene Ontology annotation, biological process: phospholipid metabolic process. Gene Ontology annotation, molecular function: phosphatidate phosphatase activity. Lineage: Eukaryota; Fungi; Ascomycota; Sordariomycetes; Diaporthales; Cryphonectriaceae. The transcript is spliced from 3 exons. Bases 1 to 1008 code for a protein of 335 amino acids.
AUGGGUCUCUUCAACCGUCGACAGCGUGAUGGUCCAACAGCGGCCACCACUUCUUCUACCAAAGGCCAUGGUCACCACAAUAACCGCCAUGGUGGCAACCAGUCUACCUACUCGAUGGCUACUCGUCCUUCCUUUGGGCAGUGGCUCAAGUAUACAUGGCUCGACAUUCUGACCAUGGCCUGUCUGGGAGCCAUUGGCCUUGGUGUCUACGAGGCGCACCCUGCCCCAACCAGAUCCUUCCCCGUCACCUUCUCUGACGGCGAGGUCGUCUACCCUCAAUUCGCCUAUCCCCUCCGCAAGGAGAUUGUCCCCAUCUGGGCAGCCGCCCUGCUGGGCAGCCUGGUGCCCAUCUUUGUCAUCCUCUGCAUGCAGAUCCGCGUGCGCUCCUUCUGGGACGCCAACAACGCCAUCAUCGGCCUCCUCUACUCCCUGAUCACGGCGGCCGUCUUUCAGGUCUUCCUCAAGUGGCUCAUCGGCGGCCUGCGCCCCCACUUCCUGGCCGUCUGCCAGCCCGACACCUCGCUCAUCAAGAACCAGUACGACGCCACGGGCUUCAAGCAGAUCUACUUCACCCGCGACAUCUGCACCGGCGACCCGGACACCAUCGACGACAGCCUCGAGUCGUUUCCCUCGGGCCACACCACCGCGGCCUUUGGCGGCUUCAUCUUCCUGUACCUCUACCUCAACGCCAAGCUCAAGGUCUUUGCCAACUACCACCCCGCCAUGUGGAAGCUCGUCGCCAUCUACGCCCCCGUCCUCGGCGCCGUGCUGAUCGGCGGCGCCCUGACCAUCGACGAGUUCCACAACUGGUACGAUGUCUUUGCCGGCGCCUGCAUCGGCACCGUCAUGGCCUUCUCCGCCUACCGCAUGACCUAUGCCGCCAUCUGGGACUGGCGCAUCAACCAUAUCCCUCUCCACAGGGGCGUCCCCUUUGACUUUGCCAGCCCGGAACUUGCUGGCGCCACCUUCACCCGCCGCGCUGGCUGGGGCGUCACUUUACCCCCUUGAACUGCACCUGUUCUUCAUGUUGCAUAAUGUUGUAUCAGAUACCCAUACCAGUUAUUUCGAUCAAUAC